Messenger RNA from Hippocampus zosterae (dwarf seahorse), 2230 nucleotides. RefSeq names its product YY1 transcription factor b (gene yy1b). The record is from RefSeq and is a predicted model, not a curated record. The transcript is spliced from 5 exons. Gene Ontology annotation, molecular function: RNA polymerase II cis-regulatory region sequence-specific DNA binding; DNA-binding transcription factor activity, RNA polymerase II-specific. Gene Ontology annotation, cellular component: PcG protein complex; transcription regulator complex. Bases 187 to 1332 code for a protein of 381 amino acids. Gene Ontology annotation, biological process: regulation of transcription by RNA polymerase II. NCBI's taxonomy places the organism in Eukaryota, Metazoa, Chordata, Actinopteri, Syngnathiformes, Syngnathidae.
CGGCGACGAGAUCUGGUGCGGGACGGAAGAGUGGCGAGAGUUGGAGCCGAAGAAGCAGUGAGGUCGGCCAGAGCGAGAACCGGAGCUGGGGGGGGCGUGUGAGAGGUAACGCGGCGGGUCCCGAAAGCCCGGAAUUUGGUACAUAAACGCGGCGUGAAUGAGACAGGCAAGCUGGAGGACUUCGACAUGGCAUCCGGAGAAACUCUGUACAUCGGGUCGGACGGCACGGAGAUGCCGGCCGAGAUUGUAGAGCUCCACGAGAUAGAAGUGGAGACCAUCCCGGUGGAAACCAUCGAGACCACGGUGGUCGGAGGCGAGGACGACGACGAAGACAACGACGAUGUACAGCCCAUGAUCGCGCUCCAGCCGCUGGACGACGAACCCGGGUCCCUCCACCACCACCAGUACCACCACCAUCACCACCCAGAGGUUAUCCUAGUCCAGACACGCGAGGAGGUAGUCGGCGGGGAUGACUCUGACCUGCAUACGGAUGACGGCGGCGGGGGCUUCGAGGACCAGAUUCUCAUCCCGGUGCCAGCCCCCGGGGUGGAAGACGAGUACAUCGAACAGACGUUAGUGACUGUUGCCGGGAAGAGCUCCAUGGGACGGGUGAAACGAGGAGGCGGUAGCGGUGGCUCGGGCGGGAAGAAAGCGGGAAAAAAGAGCUAUUUGAGCGGCGUGGAGACAGGAGCAAGGAAAUGGGAACAGAAGCAAGUGCAGAUAAAAACUCUGGAGGGGGAAUUCUCCGUGACGAUGUGGGCGUCGGACAACCAUAAAGACAUUGACCACGAGUCGGUCGUGGAGGAGCAAAUUGUGGGUGACAACUCCCCGCCCGACUACUCGGAGUACAUGACUGGCAAGAAGCUGCCCCCGGGCGGCAUCCCAGGCAUUGACCUCUCAGACCCCAAGCAACUGGCCGAGUUUGCCAGGAUGAAACCCAGGAAAAUCAAAGAGGACGAUGCUCCCAGGACGAUAGCGUGCCCUCAUAAAGGCUGCACAAAGAUGUUCAGGGACAACUCGGCCAUGAGGAAGCAUCUGCACACCCAUGGCCCCCGCGUCCACGUCUGCGCUGAGUGCGGCAAAGCCUUCGUGGAGAGCUCCAAGCUCAAGCGCCACCAGCUCGUCCACACGGGGGAGAAGCCCUUCCAAUGCACCUUCGAAGGCUGCGGCAAGCGCUUCUCGCUGGACUUCAACCUUCGCACCCACGUGCGCAUCCACACGGGCGACCGUCCGUACGUGUGCCCAUUUGACGGCUGCAAUAAGAAGUUUGCGCAGUCCACCAACCUCAAGUCGCACAUCCUCACACACGCCAAAGCCAAGAACAACCAAUGAGACACCUCACUCUCCCAUCUGCUCCUCAAUGCGCCGUACCCCCCCCCCCCCAAAAACAAAAAACACUGAACACAAUUUUUUCUUGCCCCACCCCGCCGCCAUUGGCAUUUCGAAUGGGAUAGAUGGAGCCUGCUCCCACCACAGAAGACUUUUUUUGCCAGAGUGGUUUUCAUAUAGUCACAUGGCUUUUAUUUGCCAUUCCGGUGUGCAUAUUGUACACCAACAACAUAUGUUACGCCCUUCUAGUCGGCACAAGAAAACAACCACCUAUACUGUACUCAUCAUAGACGUCUGGACAAGGAGGUGUGAUUCUUUAAACUGUUUUAUCAAAACAUUUACUGGUUUUUCCUGUUCACGACCAGUGAGCAGUGGAUAAGUGCGAGUGUCACUACUUUUUUGUUUCAAAUGUGCUGUACAGACUUGAGAAAAAAUACUCUUCUCUUUUUGUCUCCAUAUUGUUGUAUAUCAACUGGCCACAAUAAAAGAAAAAAAAAACACUCAUCCCUGUUGGAAUAGUAACACGACUGAUGCAAAGGAUGUCUCUCCUAAUUCACCUUUCACAUUUAAAUUUAGUUUUUUUCUUUUAUAUUUCAGGCAUCUGGCAGCAAAACAGUUCAUCAGAUGUGUGUGUGUUUUUUAAUCAUUGUAUGAUUUUGAUUUCGAAGACGGUUUGCAACAAAUGGUAAGAUGUAUUUGCUUGAACUAAUAUUUGAGGUUGCCUUCUCUCGUGUGACCUUUUGCUGUUGUGGUUUACAAUAUUUUGGUGCGCUUCUUUGCAUAAGUACGUGGGUCAAACUGAUAUCACCGCAGUAAUAAAUACUUUGUUAGAGGAAGGCAUUUUCAUUAUAUUCAUGUAAUUUCCACUUUACAGUAAAGCAGGAAAAGUAAUUCACUGGAA